Entrophospora sp. SA101 is the source of this 1281-nucleotide messenger RNA. Lineage: Eukaryota; Fungi; Glomeromycota; Glomeromycetes; Entrophosporales; Entrophosporaceae. The record is from the annotation of a GenBank genome assembly.
AUGAUUUCUUCCAAAAUUAUUUCAAUUGCCACGACAUUAUAUUUGGCUUCAUUAUUAUUUUCAGCUAUUUUAGUCAGUUCAGCUAAAAUCGAGUGUACUAAAAAUACUGCCAGUUUAAUUAAAAAAUUCAAUGUAAGGAAAGAUAGAUUUGUGGUUUUGCUUGAUCAUAAAAAAGGGUCAACUGCUUCUUCAUCAGAUCUUGCCCAACAUUUAAAAUUUUUUAAAGAAUGCUGGGGUAUGGAUUCUGAACCAGCUUUAAAUGGCAAAGUUUCAACCAAUAAACUUUCAAAAGAUAAACUAUCACACUUUUCUGUUGGUGUUCUUAGUGGUUAUAUUGGUUUUUUUAAUCCUCCACUUGCUAAACAAAUUAAAUUGUUGUUGCCUAACGUUAAGAUGGUUCAAAAGGAAUCGAAAGUGAAGGCGUUUGCUCCUAUAACAACAAUUACUCGAUCGACUAAAUUUUUCGACUUGGAUCUUAUAGAUCAAAGAGAUCGUAAUUUGGAUGGAAAAUUCCAUUUUCCUAGUCCAGCUGGUCAAGAUGUAGAUGCAUACGUGAUUGACACCGGUAUAAAUAAAAAUCAAACAGAAUUUGGUGAUCGUGUUAGGUUUGGUGCUGUUUUUUGCGCUCCAUGUUUGGCAAAAGAUGAUAAUGGCCAUGGCACCGCAGUAGCAAGUCUCAUUGGUGGUAAAAAUUUUGGUGUAGCGGAAAAAGUUAAUCUUAUAGCAGUUAAAGUACUUGAUGCAAACGGUUCUGGAACUAAUGUAAAUGUUAUAUUAGGAAUGUUGUUUGUGUUAAAGGAAAAGUUAGAAAAAAAUAGAAAUGUAAUUGUUAAUAUGUCGCUUGGUGGUGGGAAGAAUCAAUUAAUAGACUUGGUGGUUAAAACUCUUACGGAUAAUGGUGUACAUGUCAUUGUAGCUGCUGGUAAUGAAGGACAAAAUGCUUGUGAUACCUCACCUGCAGGAGCACCAACAGCAAUUACAGCGGGUGCAACUGAAGAUACAAGUAUGUCAAUCACUAGUUUCUCAAAUUUUGGAUCUUGCGUUGACAUUUUUGCUUCUGGUAGAAACGUUCCUGUUCUUUUCAAGGGUAAAUCUACAUUAUCUGGUACAAGUUUCUCAUCUCCAUUAACUGCCGGUGUUGUUGCUGUAAUAAUCAGUACUACUGGUAAUCUUAGUCCUGAAAAAAUGGCUGAAAAAGUAAUUUCGGAAAGUACCAAAGAUGUUGUUGAAAACCUGCCAUCAGGCACACCAAAUAGAUUCUUAUUUCUUCCCCAAAUUUAA